AUGGCUCUACAAGAUAGCUCAUUUGAAGCAGACAUUGGUGGUAGUAGUACUUCAACUCUUGCUUUUUCUGCCGCAAUGGCUCCAAUAAAAUAUGGUGUUUUGGAUGUUGCCAAGGAUGACCGUAUCAACAAAGGUCAAUUGCUUUUGAAAAAUAACAAAGUGUAUGCAAAGGAUAUUGAGCAUAUGAAAUCACAUCAAGACAAAGGAAGAAUGUUAGCUCCACCAACACAGUCAGUGUAUGCAAAGGACAUGAGGUAUAGAAAAUUACUUCUAGACCAGGAAAGAAUGUCAGCUCCACCAACACAAUCUUUCAAGAAUGACCCUACACCAGCUCCAUGCCCUAGCUUGGAUGUAGAAGAAGAAAGUUCUGCUGCUUGUUGGAAAUCACUGGGGGCUAGCCUGCACUAUUGGCUG
Melampsora larici-populina 98AG31 is the source of this 414-nucleotide messenger RNA. RefSeq lists its product as uncharacterized. The annotation marks the transcript as partial. NCBI's taxonomy places the organism in Eukaryota, Fungi, Basidiomycota, Pucciniomycetes, Pucciniales, Melampsoraceae. The transcript has a single exon. The record is from RefSeq and is a predicted model, not a curated record.